AUGCCGCUUUGUCUCACCUUCAUCGACUUGAAGAAGGCCUUCGACUCAGUUGAGACGGAAGCGGUCGUGGAAGCCUUGGACAACCAAGGCAUCCUUACUUCGAACAUAAAGGUACUUCGAGAGUUGUACACCACCCUCGAGAACGCAAUGCGAAAGUUGGAAUGGGACGACAUAGGAGUGAAGGUUGAUGGUCGGCCGCUACACCUUUUGCGCUUUGCUGAUGACAUCGUACUGAUAACACCUAACAUAAGCCAAGCGGAACGAAUGCUUACCGAAUUCGACGAAACAUGUGGAUGCAUCGGUCUUCAGCUGAAUCUCCAAAAGACGAUGUUCAAGUCGGGACAUCAGCAUGAUGAACGACCUGACCUCCGAGCUGGGCAGAAGGAAACGAGCGGCUUGGGGAGCAUUCAAGAGCAUCGAGGAUGUAGUGAAGAGGACCAAGAACAUGCGGCUCUGUGCUCACCUAUUCAACACCACCGUCUUCCUGCCUUGACCUACGCUUCAGAAAGGGUGAUGCUAGGAGUAACCCAUUUCACGCAAGUGAGGGACGGGAUUCGAAGUUCUCUCCUACGUCAGCGAUCGAAGAUUAGAGACGCCACCGCGUUUGCCAAGGAAAGUAAAAUAAGGUGGGCCGAACACCGCAUUGCAGGAGGACCGCCGAACCGAUGGUCAGAUUUCUUCACAAAGUACUUCAAAGAAAAUUAUGAUGCUCUUCGCGUCCCAAGCGAAAGGAGGAACCACUGGGCGACUCUGGCACGCGAUCGGGACAAAUGGAAGAAUUACUGGCGCCCGCUCGACCAGUUCGAGCAUCAACGGGAGUCAAGGCGACUUGGUGAUGUUCUUCACGAGAACAACGGAUUGCCUGUGCUGUUUUCGUGCUAUGAAGAGGUGAAGAAAUUUGUCGAGGGAACAGAAAUCACCGAAUUACAUUUGGGAGAAAAUCGCUUCGCUCGAAAUAAUAAAAUGUCACCAAGGGAAUUGCUGGAGGCCGCGAGGAAAGCGUGCGAAAAAGCCGAGAUGGACGAUUUCGAAGCGCAUUGCCACGACUGUGAUAUCUCAUCUCUCACAUGCCUUAGCGACGGUUGUGAGUCCAGCGCUUCACAGCAGUUGAUUGUAGAACUUCUCGGCCAGGAGGCUUUUGAUCGCUAUGAGACAGUCCUACUUUCGAAAACCUUGAAUGGAUUGGACGAUGUUUGUGUGUGUCCUAGAAUCACGUGUCAGAAACCGGCUGCCAUCAGCAAAGCGACUGACAAUUUGGCAACAUGUCUAGUCUGCGGUUACUCAUUCUGCACUGGAUGCCGUCGAACAUUUCACGGAGUUCAUCCCUGCAAAAACAAGUUCGACAUAUCCAUUUCAUCUUUUGUCGAAAACGAAGAUGGUACAUGGGGACUGCGAGAGGUGACGUUGCAGGAGUAUCUCAGAGCAACUCCCGAGGAAAGAAUUGAAAUGGGUUGGUGGUAUGGAGGGAUAGAAAAUUUGGAGGCUGAAAUGGAAGAAGCAAUGAAGAAGGUGGAUGCCCACAGUUAUAUGUGGAUUCAAGAGAACAGCAAGAAAUGCCCCAACUGCUCAAUUCCCAUUCAGAAAAACGGUGGCUGUAAGAAGGUGAUCUGUUCUGCUUGUAAGACCCCCUUCUGCUGGGUAUGCGAGGUGAUUCUCGACUUGCGGAACCCAUACAAACAUUACGAUGGUGGUGUAAGCUCUUCUGCAAAUACAGCCGAAACUGUCUCAUAG
Molecule: messenger RNA, 1731 nt
Organism: Necator americanus (New World hookworm)
Lineage: Eukaryota; Metazoa; Nematoda; Chromadorea; Rhabditida; Ancylostomatidae
Exons: 13
Coding region: 1-1731 (576 amino acids)
Biological process (GO): ubiquitin-dependent protein catabolic process; protein polyubiquitination; positive regulation of proteasomal ubiquitin-dependent protein catabolic process
Cellular component (GO): cytoplasm; ubiquitin ligase complex
Molecular function (GO): zinc ion binding; ubiquitin protein ligase activity; ubiquitin conjugating enzyme binding
Source: RefSeq, a predicted model, not a curated record